Molecule: messenger RNA, 2707 nt
Organism: Betta splendens (Siamese fighting fish)
Lineage: Eukaryota; Metazoa; Chordata; Actinopteri; Anabantiformes; Osphronemidae
Exons: 2
Coding region: 1241-2167 (308 amino acids)
Source: RefSeq, a predicted model, not a curated record
CCACUGCUGCUGGCCCAGGUAGAGGACGAGGAGGCAGGGAGGGACCAGUAGCAGCAGCUUGGUGGCGAUGAAGGACAAGAGGUGUGGCUGUACUGAUAGUGAGAGGAGGGAGGUGGCGUUGACCGCCAUCUGAGCUCACUGUUGGACAGAGAAGAACAAGGGGAAAGUGGAAAGAGUUGAGAGAACAAAGGAUUACACAAUCAUAAGAACCAAACCAUUUACCUACAGUAGGAAGGAGUUUCAGAAAAUGCUGAGUCAGCUCUAGUAUCUACUGGAAACCCGAUGCACCUGAGAGCUCUCACCAGGUUCCUCCUGCUUCGGUUUCUGGACGUCCAAACACAGAGAGCCUCAGCCUGAUUGGAGUCAGUGGACUGUUUGACUCUACUCGUCAUCUGCUCUGUGUGACUCUGUUAGUGGCCACUGGUCUUGUUAAUCUCGCUGUCCGGCAGCAGCUCGACUCCUUUGCAUAGUUUUAUUUUGUCACUCCAUCCUUCCAAUGUAACAGGCAAAUGAGUCUUUAAGUAACAGAUGCACUGUAGGAAAUGUUUUCCAUGUUGUGUUGUUGGUGUUGUUUUAUGCUGCUGCUUAUAAAUACACAGUGAAUACAACUCUGAAUGAAAUAAUUAAGAAAAGAAACAUGUACAAAACCACCGGAGCGUGUUGAUAAUCCUGAAGCAAUCUAGUGAUUUGUCAUUGAAUUAUUAAAAACACAAGCAGCCAGUACAAGAUGUCCCAAAAAGCUCAGCAGCAGAACUCCCAGUGGCUGUGAUGGUGUAGAGAGCUCAACCUGAACCCCAGACCUGGACCCAGAUGGACCCAGACCAGGCCAAAGCACACGUAUGUCAGACAGGAUGCAAAACUUCUACAUGAGCAACGCUGAUAGUGUCCAGUUCCAGUCGGAGCCCAGGAUGAUUAGUUGCAGAUGUUUGGGUCCACUGGAACGUGGCUCCCAGCUUUUAAAGCUUUUAAAGCAUGUUUGUGACUGUAGUGUUCUCACCCUGAUUAACGUCUGCUGCUUCAGUGUCUUAAUUUUUUCCCAAUGUCCAAAGUGCCAUCAUGAACUGUCACUGAGUGUGUCAAAUAGUGUGAUAGAAGAGUGUGUUAGAAGAGAAAAGAGUGUGUUAAAAUAUACAAUGUCUACAGAUGCUGGGAGUUGGGUUCUGGUGACGCUGAUCCAGAUCGUGUUUCCCUGUUCUCCCCUCCCGUCUCCUGCGGUGUUCCCCAGGGCUCCGCUCUAGACAUGUCGUCGUUUAACUCUUCCAACUCCUCACCGGAUCCUAUUUUCACGUGCACCAACUUCAAAACGACCAUGUUCGUCUUCAGCUCCUUCGUCUUCAGCUACGUCCUCUUCCUCCCGCUCUUCUUCUUCAUCAUCUUUCUGGCCGUCCGGCAGUGGAGGGAGCAGCGCCGCAGGUCGACGGCAGCGAGGACGAGCCAUUCCGACUUCUUCACCUACAACGUGGUGGUGCUGGAGCUCAUUAAUAUUUGGGGGUAUUGCCUUUGUAUUAUUGGAAUCUACAGCCGCGGCCAAACACUGCAGCUCACUGGAACAUGCAUUUGCUCGAUCACCGCACCAGCACAGAACCUGCUCCACCUGCUCACCUGUGUGGAGCGGUACCUGGCUGUGAUUCAGCCCAUCACGUACCUGAGUCUGAAACAGGCCUCUGGGCUCAGGCUGAGGAACGCCAGCGCUGCCUGUGUCUGGCUGCUGUGUGCUGGUCUGAUGGGUCCCAAUUUGUUUAACAAAGAAUUUCUGGGAUUUGCAACUUUAUGUAUCUUGCUUUUCUCCCUGACUCUCGUAUCCUUCUGCAGCUUCUCUGUUCUCUGUGUUUUGCACCAGUCGGGACCAGGACGGGUCAGCAGAGACAGGAAGCAGGUCGAUCAGACCAGGCAGAGGGCCUUUAACACCAUUGCUGCCAUAAUGCUAGCGCAGUGCUGUAAGUUUGUGGGAAACCUGGUUUCCGCUGGUGUGUUUAGUUCGCCUGUGUCCACCAUCACAGACUGUGUAGUAGGAAUAUCUGCACUGUGGCUGGGCUUUCCCUGCAGCCUGGUGCUGCCGCUGCUGUACCUGCAAAGAGCUGGAAGACUGCCAGGCUGCAAAACAGCACGAAGUCAAGAUGAAGUUCAGAUUGGAAAAAUACAAAGUAGUUUCACUGAUGAGAAGUAACAUAAGCAGUAAAUAUAUGAAACAUAAUAACAGUAUAGACGUCUGAGUUAGAAUCUGUGCUCUGAAACCAAGAACUAAGAUGUUUGUAUCUAACAGCAUGUGUGUGAUACCACAUUAGUAGUACAGGAGGCCAGAAGGUACUACGGACAAUGCUGCUCUGAAUGUACAGGUGAUUUGAUUGAUUUAGUGAGUUGUGUUGUAUUCUAUCCAUGUACAUUAAUAAUGUUAAUGUCUGUCCUAUAAAGUCCUUGUUUAGUAAAUGUCCCAGAUGUGGAUGGUUGGUAAACGGGACGCAUCCUGUUCUAGCGGGUGUGACAGCUGAUGUUGAGCUCCAGCACAGAACAGCAGCUGCUGAUGGCACCAGGUGUGUCCUUGAGCAAGGCACCUCACGCCCGUUCCCUGACACCGCAGUGUGGCAGCUCUCUGCUCCCCAGGGGAUGGGUUAAAUCCCACUGUGGGACAAUUAGAAGAAAGAUUAUUAUUCAUUAUAUCCUGAAUGUGAUUCAGUAAACUGAGUGAUUUAACAUUUGAAGCUGUAGG